GUUACUUUUUGAAAACAUGGCUAAAACAACGAACGUUUAUUUUUUCAUUCGACAUGUUUUAUUUUUUAACUGAGGAAAAGUAUAAAUUGUAGAAGAGAGUUAGCUGAACACUAUUUUGACAACCCUGGAUGAUCUCGUCACAAAAAGGUCACUGGACCGUGUGUAACACUCGAGUUUAAACACGGACAAAUCAUUAACAAAGCUAAGUCAACUAUGACUUUGUUGUGUUUGGGUAUUUAUCAUAUUUCUAACUAAACGGUUAGACACAAAUCGUAUCGUAUUUAACGGAAAUUAGAAAAGACUACUAACAUAAAGAACCUUGCCUAACGAUUACAGGAAUACUAUAUAAUUAAUACAACUACCCCAUGAAUCUCCACUACAAGACAGUUUUAAACGGUGACGUGUUUUAAAAGGAUAUAUCCCCGUUCAAGUGAUAAAAUCCGCCGAGUUUUACUGAUUGGCGAGGGGAGAUAAUCCCUUAUGACACUUGAAAGCCCGCGACACGCGCCAGACAGAAGCUUAUUUGCAUAAGCAGUUCGGAGGCGAGAAUUUUCUCAUAUACCAGAAAAAAUACCGGAGUGUUAUCAAUAUGACAGCAGAUCAAAGGACAAUUAGAUGUCAUUUAUUGAAAGACAGUUCAGGUGAACAGUUGGAAAUGGACGAAUCAUUUAUCUAAAUUUGGAUGUCUUUGGCAAUUGCCUGACAAAUUCAACAAUCAUGUUUUCUAUAAAGAUCUCGUCCCCGACAUGUGAAGAACUUGGGAUUCCACGUGACUGUGACGACCACCCGUGUGUUCCGAUAUUUCCUACGUCUGCAAGGAUAAUCAAAAACCCUUCCCUGCACUUCGAUGGGUUAAGGUAUGAAGCCUCCAUCAAGGGCGUGCUCCCAAAACGGGACCCUUUCUCUCCACUGUGUAUAAUCCCCCUACCUUCCGUCAUGGCGGAACACAGCGAACCAAACUGUAUCGGGAAACGAAAUGAGCGCGAACGAGAGCGCGUGCGGUGUGUGAACGAAGGCUACAGCAGGUUACGGGAACACUUGCCACUGGAACGCAAAGACAAACGAAUUAGUAAAGUGGAUACGUUACGAAAGGCCAUAGACUACAUCAAACAUCUUGAGGACAUCCUCGCCCAAGAUGGCAAUGUCCAUAAUCACGGCUUCACACCAGAUUCGUUCGCGGAGAGCGACUCGCGAUCAGUCGGUUCGCCAUCCCGAUCUCGAUUUGAUGAAGAAAUGUGUGAAGGUUUCUCGGACACAGAUAGCAAUAUCACGGACAUAUCCGAUUCCUACCACCGGAAGCGACCUCUAGAGGUCAGUGACGUUGUUGCCGACAGCCAUGUACAAUGUUCUGAGAAACGGAAGUGUGUUCAUAACGCGUGAAUUCUGUGGUUAUUGAGCGAUGGCAAUAUAAAUGGCUUCUCACCUAUGUGACGGUUUCAUCUCCAUACUGUGUGUUGUGAAGGUAUUGUGAAUUGACGUUGUAUUCUGCGAUCACCAAACUAGUCAUAUUCGAAGUGCGCUCAAUACUAAAUGGAUUGUAAUCCUUGCACGUACACGAAAGUUGGACCAAAGUUAAAAAUAACUAUUUAAGUAACGACACACUUCAUCAGUUCCAUUCUCUGCUCGUUAUUUUAUGUAAUAUAAGCAAACACCACGUGAAUACAGAGAUGUAAUUGUAUAUUUCAGUAAGAUGGCAAUUUCUACAGACAAUGAUACAUGAUCACAUUGUCAGUCUGAGGUGAAAUUUUAGGUACACGUAGUUGUUAUCUAGAAGAUAAUACCUUUCUCCACAUAAUGUGAAUUAUAUGUGGUCUAUUAAGAGUGACUAAACACGAACCAAAACAGCUGUAUACCUUGUUAUUCAGUGAGCUAUUGAUAAUAUCUAAGUGUGUAUUAUCUAAGUCUCAGUGAGCUAUUGGUAAUAUCUAAGUGUGUAUUAUCGAAGUCUCAGUGAGCUAUUGGUAAUAUCUAAGUGUUUAUUAUCUAAGUCUCGGUGAGCUAUUGGUAAUAUUUAAGUGUGUAUUAUCUAAGUCUCAGUGAGCUAUUGGUAAUAUCUAAGUGUGUAUUAUCUAAGUCUCGGUGAGCUAUUGGUAAUAUCUAAGUGUGUAUUAUCUAAGUCACGGUGAAGUCUCAGUGAUCUAUUGGUAAUAUCUAAGUGUGUAUUAUCCAAGUCUCGGUGAGCUAUUGGUAAUAUCUAAGUAUGUAUUAUCUAUGUCUCAGAGAGUUUUUGGUAAUAUCUAAGUGUUUAUUAUCCAAGUCUCGGUGAGCUAUUGGUAAUAUCUAAGUAUGUAUUAUCUAAGUCUCAGUGAGCUAUUGGUAAUAUCUAAGUGUUUAUUAUCCAAGUCUCAGUGAGCUAUUGGUAAUAUCUAAGUGUUUGUUAUCCAAGUCUCGGUGAGCUAUUGGUAAUAUCUAAGUAUGUAUUAUCUAAGUCUCAGUGAGCUAUUGGUAAUAUCUAAGUGUUUAUUAUCCAAGUCUCAGUGAGCUAUUGGUAAUAUCUAAGUAUGUAUUAUCUAAGUCUCAGUGAGCUAUUGGUAAUAUCUAAGUGUUUGUUAUCCAAGUCUCGGUGAGCUAUUGGUAAUAUCUAAGUAUGUAUUAUCUAAGUCUCAGUGAGCUAUUGGUAAUAUCUAAGUGUUUAUUAUCCAAGUCUCAGUGAGCUAUUGGUAAUAUCUAAGUGUUUGUUAUCUAAGUCUCGGUGAUCUAUUGGUAAUAUCUAAGUGUGUAGGAUCUAAGUCUCGGUGAGCUAUUGGUAAUAUCUAAGUAUGUAUUAUCUAUGUCUCAGAGAG
This is a messenger RNA of Pecten maximus, 2783 nucleotides long. Its product is annotated as achaete-scute homolog 3-like. Lineage: Eukaryota; Metazoa; Mollusca; Bivalvia; Pectinida; Pectinidae. Gene Ontology annotation, biological process: regulation of transcription by RNA polymerase II; developmental process. The record is from RefSeq and is a predicted model, not a curated record. The coding region runs from base 718 to 1380 and encodes 220 amino acids. Gene Ontology annotation, molecular function: RNA polymerase II transcription regulatory region sequence-specific DNA binding; protein dimerization activity; DNA-binding transcription factor activity, RNA polymerase II-specific. The transcript is spliced from 2 exons.